Molecule: messenger RNA, 1801 nt
Organism: Cuscuta campestris
Lineage: Eukaryota; Viridiplantae; Streptophyta; Magnoliopsida; Solanales; Convolvulaceae
Source: the annotation of a GenBank genome assembly
CGGCAGGGCCCCGGAGCGUAGGGCCAACAAGAAGCAGACUAGCCGUCGAGACAAGGAUACGGCAAGCAAGCGCCAUGAACCCGUGAAGGAAGGACAAGGCGAGUGAGUCGCACGUGUUCAUGUUCAGCCGGAUGCGAGUGCCGGUCACGGAACGGUUGCAUGGCCGACACAGAGAGAUCCAUCCGGAAAGGUCGAAUUCCCGGGUCAAGCAGCCCGUCCAACAUCCGAUUUUGAGAGCGCCGCAGGGGACGCCCAACGCGGUGGACAUGGGCGUAGGCAGGACCGGAGACAAGUGCCUCGAUUUUCUCUUACGAAGGCUUGACGCCUUAGAAAAAAGAAGAGGACCAGGGCAUGUGACCGAACCUAUGUUCAGACUCUGUUCUCCUUUCUCGGAGAGGAUUCUCAGGGCACCUCUGCCAAAUAGCUUUCAAAUGCCGCCAAUUCCGAGGUAUGACGGAACUGCCGACCCACAGGAGCAUUUCAAUCGAUACCAAACCCUCAUGAACGUGGUAACGUUCUCCGAGGAGGUCCUCUGCAGAUCGUUUGCCGCCACUCUCGACGGACUAGCAUCCGAGUGCUUCAAUGAGCUGCCUGAGGGGAAGAUUGAUUCUUGGGAAGAUUUGGCGCGGAGGUUCCUAGUGCACUUCACCGGCAACAGGAAGAAGCUGCAUUUUUCACACCUCCUGUCGGUCAGACAGAGGCCUGACGAGCCAUUGAGGGAAUUCCUGGCGAGGUGGAAGCUGGAGACCACCAGAGUUUACGGGGCAGAUGACAAAACCAGGUUGUCCACCUUUCAUCUGGUCCUACGAUCAGGUGACUUCUCCAAGCGCUUGGCCUUGGAGAAGCCAAGGGAGUAUGCCAUCGCGCUGGCCAUGGUAGAGGAUGAGGCCGAACCAGAAGAGUUGGAGGCAAACAAGAAGAAGGAAGAGGCAGGAAGGCUGGGGCCCAUUUUGACGGCGGCAAAGCCUAUGACAAGGAAGGUCACUAUUGAUGAGCAGCCGCACUUGCCAGCUGGACACCGUUUUCGAAAGGGCAGAGAUCCGCGUGAUCGGCGGUCUUUCGGAAAAGACGUGUACGAAGAAGGGGCCGAGGAUAGAAAACCCAAUCCCCCAGGGGUCCCAAGCUGUUAUUUCCGGAUGAGCUUACACCCCUUACACACCCCGUUUCACAGAGCAGCCGGCCAUGACACGGACGCUUGUAAGGUCCUCAAGAGGGAUAUCGAGAACUUGAUCCAGGCCGGGUACCUGAGGCAAUUCGUCAAGAAGAAGAACACCUGGCGCAAGGACGAUGGAAAGAAAACCGGGGAUAACCGAGGGAAGAAACCAGCGGGGACCCAGCUGAAGAAGAGGAAGGAGAUAGGCCUUCCGAGUGAUGAGGAAGAAGAAACUAACCCUAGACAGAAGAGGGUUGAAGAGAGCCGAAUGAUCUACGGUGGUAACACCAGAGGAGAUAGUGCCGAGCAGAGGAAGAAGUGGGUGCACUCGGCUUACGUCGGGGACGUUUGCAGCGCAUCUGGACCGUCGAAGAUCACGAAAACAGAAACCCUCCUUUUCGGUCCCAAGGACUUACCUGAGAUUCCAUCCCUGCACUGAAACGCCCUGGUCGUCAAGUGCGAGAUCAACGAGGUGGUAAUUCACCGAUCCUACGUUGAUAAUGGGAGCUCGGUCAACAUCAUGUAUGUGAAGAUGUUUGAAGAGUUGGGAUUGAAAAAAGAACUCUUGAAGAGAGUAAGGACCCCCUUGUCCGAGUUCACAGGAGACAUCAUCGAUUCAGAGGGCCUAAUCGAGGUGAUGGUCACCUU